Messenger RNA from Exaiptasia diaphana, 2609 nucleotides. Its product is annotated as glutamate receptor ionotropic, NMDA 1. Gene Ontology annotation, biological process: monoatomic ion transport; synaptic transmission, glutamatergic; modulation of chemical synaptic transmission. The record is from RefSeq and is a predicted model, not a curated record. Gene Ontology annotation, molecular function: transmitter-gated monoatomic ion channel activity involved in regulation of postsynaptic membrane potential; glutamate-gated receptor activity. The coding region runs from base 94 to 2589 and encodes 831 amino acids. Gene Ontology annotation, cellular component: postsynaptic membrane; plasma membrane. NCBI's taxonomy places the organism in Eukaryota, Metazoa, Cnidaria, Anthozoa, Actiniaria, Aiptasiidae. The transcript has 4 exons.
UUGAAAAUCAGUUGACAAUAAAGUUUAUCAUAAAUUUACGUUUUGUGUAUUAUAUCAUUUUUUUAGGACCACGAAUUCAAUUUGGUUUUUAGCAUGAAGCCCAUUAUAUACGAACAGAGUCAAGCCCUGGCAGAGCUCGCACUAACGUACAAUUGGUUUGAUGUAACUAUCCUGUUCGCAAAGGAAAAAUCACUCGAUAUUCACAUGAAAGAGCUAGUACGCAGAAUUCAAACUACGAAACCCUUACUGUUGGUCAGAACUGUAGAAAUCUCGAACUCUUUCGAUAUCAGAGAUAAACUUCUUAAAGUAAGAGCUUCUAAAACGACACUGGUAGUACUGUAUUGUUCGUCUUCUAGCGCAAGGAAAAUACUAGAAACUGCGGCUGCGCUAAAGCUAUUUAACGGGAACCAAGCUUGGGUCGUAACCGACUVUCUGACCGAGGAUCCCUCACUGUUACCAUGGUUACCUAUUGGUGUAUUGGGCAUGCGCAUUCGUAGUUCUCAAGAGUCGUCAUCACUGACCCAAGACUUGGUUCAUGACAGUAUUGUGGUUAGUGCUCAUGCGCAAAGCUUGGACUUGAAGAACAAUGGAAAGAUGAGCAGCGUCAAGAAAAGCUGCGACAACAUGACCACAGGAAAACCAACUGAUGAAUUUUUAAGGAAAACUCUGAGCAGCAUCAAAAUGACCGGAAAAACAGGUCAUAUCCAGUUUGACAAGAAUGGAAACAGGAUAAAACCUGAAUAUGACAUAUUAAACCUUCAUAGUAGCUCAAUGGGUAAGAAGGAAUGGAAGCGAAUUUCAUAUUGGARCACAAACGAAAACAGGUUAAUACCUAAUGGAGUAUCGAUGAAGUGGCUCGGAGGAAAAAUCAUUCAUCCAACCAACUCACUGAACAUGAAGGAAGUAAGAGUCAUUACAGCACUGACUGAACCUUUUGCGUUUUAUGGUUCUCGGGAUGARGAUGUCAAAGAUGGUAAAGUAGUAUGYGCUCUGGGAUUUCCAUGUAAAACACUCAAAUCCUUGGGGAAUGGUACGUCUUCGUUCCAAACUAAAUGYUGCAAAGGACUAGCUAUGGACCUUCUGCGCAUGCUUGAAAGUGACUUAGGUUUCAAGGCUGAUUUGCACGUGGUCAAAGAUGGUAAAUACGGUGGCUUUAACCGACAAACCCGGUCAUGGAAUGGACUGAUAGGGGAGCUUWUGCGAGGAGAAGCAGAUAUGGCAGUUGCAGAUUUAACUAUUACCGAUUCAAGGAGCCAGGUUGURGACUUCACACAACCGUAUCUGCACGUCGGUCUAGGCAUUUUGGUUUCAGUAGAGAAAGACAGGCAAGCAUGGCUUCUUCGUUUUCUAGAUCCCUUCUCAAUUGAAAUGUGGAUCGUAACAAUUGCCACCAUAAACAUAGUGUUCGUACUUCUUUGGUUCCUGGACAAGAACAGCCCAGGUGGUCACUACAGAAAAGGCGGAAAUUAUAAAGAAAAGAAGAAAUUUCAUUUAAUUGCAAGUUUGUGGUUUACUUGGGGCAGUGUAUUUCGUACUGAUGAAUGUGAAUCUAGACCAAGAAGUUACAGCAGUCGUGCUCUUGCUGUGGUGUUCGCCUUUGGAAUGUUGGUUAUUACCAACACUUAUACUGCUAACCUCGCAGCUGUGUUAGUCUCAGAGAAUGAGGCAAACUCCAUCUCUGGUAUACAAGACCCGAAGCUCCAAAACCCAACGAAUGGUUUUACCAUUGGAACAGUAAAAGAGACAAGUAUGGAGAAAGUGUUCAAAGAAAGUACAGAUCCAGUUUACUCGCAGAUUUGGAAGAAGAUGAAACUGAACCAAGUGAACACUUUUGCAGAAGGAGUGCAAAAAGUUUAUAACGGUGAAUUGUCAGCCUUUAUAGGCGAUGAACCAACACUGCUGUACCAUAUUUCAAAACAGAAAACAUGCAAGCUCAAACUUGUUGGCAAACCAUUUUUCCAGUCAGGUUUUGGAAUUGCCUUAACAAAAAACUCCAGUUUCACCAAUAAACUCUCAGAUAUUUUGAUCCUGUACCAGAAGCUUGACACUUAUCGRAAACUGACACAGAGAUGGCUGAGUGGUACAUGCAACAACAACGCGAAACCUGGAUCAAACUUCAAAGAAAUGACCAUUGAUGAUCUUGGAGGAGCUUAUGUGAUCGUCCUCAUWGGUGUGUUUACGUCAGUGGUCGUUCUUKCCUUCGAGUUUUAUGUUGACAAGUUUGGCUUUCCUUUCUCUCACAUCUGGACAAAUAAGCCACAUCGCCAUUUCCCAUCGACAAGRGAGCUUUUUAAAAAGGGAAUCAUUAGAAAUAAACGUUCACAAUGGUUUUCAACAGCACCUCUUGAAUUGAGCAUCAGCCAUCGGCGAUUUAUAGAAAGCAUGCACAAGUCUUCGUUGAACUAUGGYGCGAGUUAUGAGGAGAAAGUGGAGCCGGGACCAAAUGAAGACRUUAUUUUCARAACCGAUUAUUCUGCCUCGACGUAUACAGAAUACAAUUCGUCUGCUUCCCUAUCUUGCCCUGCUUCCCCUGUAUCAAUCACGUUUGGCACGUCCUUAAGAGAUUGCAAAAUGAACAGAACUCUUUAAAGACGCGUAUUUAAUAAGAG